Molecule: messenger RNA, 2990 nt
Organism: Oryzias melastigma (Indian medaka)
Lineage: Eukaryota; Metazoa; Chordata; Actinopteri; Beloniformes; Adrianichthyidae
Product: intracellular protein transport protein USO1-like
Exons: 1
Coding region: 81-2990 (969 amino acids)
Source: RefSeq, a predicted model, not a curated record
GCUAAAGACCGCCGCCAAAGCAACGGACUGUUUGGGAUCAGAAGAACAUUCUUUUUCACCGACCAAAAUUUUCUUCCAAAAUGCCUUGUUUUAGAAGAAAAUCUCGCAACACGGACUGCUUCCUGCAUCACCAAGUAGACUCUUUGGAUAAAGAAAAUGACAUUUUACGUCACGAAAUACAGGCUGCUCGUGACACUUUGAAUGACAGCAUAAUGACAGAGGAAAUGUGCAAAGACCUUCGCAAACAGCGGAAAGCGGCUUCUAAGUUAAACAUAAGUUUGCAAAAAGAACUUGAAAAUCUAACAAAGAAGCUUAGAAAGCAGACCGAUUUGGAAAUCGAAAUAAAACGUUCCCAGGAUAAGUUAGACAAACUCGACCACUUAAAUAAAAUAUAUGAAAGGCAGACGGCACGUGCCAUGGAACAACUGUCUCUUCAGAAAACCCAGGAAAGCCAACUGAAGGCGUUGAAGGAAAGGGAAGCCCUUUUAAGACGAAAGAAACGCCAAGUGGAGGACAACUUGAGCGCUGUUAAUCCUUCAGACCGUGAUCUCUGGAAAAGGAUCAAAGACAAAGAAGCUGCAAUCCAACAGUUACAGCAGGAAACUGAAGAUCUUCAACACACCUUUGAGGAAAUACAAGUUUCCUUUCAAAAAAAUAAAAAUUUGAACAAACAGCUGAAAGUCUUACAGGAAAAGGAGAACUCUCUUAAAGAUUCUGGUGUCAAGCUAGCAUCUGAGAUUCAAAAGGUUAAGGAUGAAAAUAAAAAGUACAAGUCGAUAAUGGAGGAAUUAGAGGCAGAACAAAAGACUCUUGAAAAGAAAAACAGAAAAUUUCUUGAGUUGGAGGAAGAACAUGAGAGGAUAAAAGAUGUGACAAAACAUUUUAAGCUUAACAUUCACCAAUUGGCAGAGAAAAAUUGGACCCUUACGAAGAAAAUCCAAUCUUUCCAAACCGCUUUGGAAUCCAAAGAAAAUGCUAAAGCAGAAUUGUUGGCUUUAAAGGAAGAAAAGACGCUUCUCCAGAACAUCACACUCAGACUCCAGCAAGACAUUCAAAAACAUAAGAUUGAAAAUCCUGUUCAGAUGGAGAUCGUGCAAGCUGAGACGGAUUCUUUGAAGAUGAAAAUCCAGGGAGAAAAACAAUCUGUCCAGCAAACACAACAGGAAGUCUGUGCUCUGGAACAGGAAUUUCAAGCACUGCGUGAUGCUGUUAAUCAGAAAGAAGAGUUGAAGGAAGAACUGUCUCAACUGAAGGCUGAGAAGAGAACGGCUCAGAACUCCAUUUUCAAGCUGAAGAAUCAAAUACAACAGCUUGAAAAAAGUCAAGAUGAUUGCAACGUCAUGCAGCAUAAACUUGAGCUGGAAAGAGAGAAUCUCACAAAAGAAGACCAAAAACUGAACACUUUGCACAAACACUAUAGAAACAUGACUGUAGAAAUUAAGGCUUUAAAACACAAGAUAACGUUAUCUGAGGAUGAACAUCAGGCCCUGUUAGAAGAACACCAAUCUUUAAAAAGGGAUUUGGAACAGAGGACCAAGGCGGAAGCAGAGUUGGAUGGUUUGAGGAGAACAAGUUCAUCUCUCAACAACGUCAUAGACACACUAAAGCAAAAGGUUCAAAGACAAAAGGAUGAGCUUGAACAUCUCCCUGACCAUGUGAACAGCAGGCUUUCUGGAGGAACAGCCAGCUCAUAUGAUCCUCAAGCUCUUUCCAGGAUGGUCAAUGAUGAACGGAUUGCUGUGGAGAAUUUAAAACAGGAAGCCACAGACCUGGAAACCCAACUGCGUGAAAUAGAAGAAUCCUCUACAAGCCAAAGAGGUUUAAGGAUCGAACUGGAAGGAGUGUUGGCUGAGAGGAAAUUGGUGGAAGAAUCUAAUUCCAAGCUGAAAAAGGCCAUCCAAAAACUUCAGAAUGAACUCAGAGACAAAUCAAAACUAGAAGAUGAAGUUGUAGCACAGAGCAAGGCUCUUGUUGCUCUAAAAGAAGAAGAGAAGGAGAUGGAAAAAGAACGUCAGAGCAUCAAGGCUGAAAUCUUGGAUCUUCAAUUCAACAAAAGCAAACUGGCUGAUGAAAAACAGGCCCUUUCCAAGAAAAUCCAAGAGAAGACAACUAAAAUGAAGAUGGAGGUAGAAGCUGAGCUGACUUCUCUGAGGAAAGUUAGAUCUUCUCUCAAAGAAGGCAUAGAACAAAUGAAGCAGGAGAUUCAAGGAUUAAAUUCUCAGCUGGUACGAUCUGUCGAUGACUUAGCCUUUGAGUUCAAAGACAUGCCUGACGUACGGACCCUUGAGGACAUGUUUGAGAAAGUUGAAAAAGAAAAGUUCGACAUUCAAAAGUUAGAAGAGGAAUGCCGCCUGCUCCAGAGCGAGAUCCAAAACAUAAAUGACUCUGCUGUGCUAAUUUCAGACUUACACCAAGAACUAAAAAAUCUUCAGUCUCAGAAAAAGUUGAAGCAAGACACUAUUUCUGAGUUGAAGAGUGAAAUCUUGAAUCUUCAGGAGGAUCUUGGUGGAUACAAUGAGAUCAGAGCUGAAAUUCUUUCAGAAAGGGAGACUCUAGAUGCUUUGAUCCAGCACAAAAAUGAUUUGGAGGAAGAAUAUGUUAAAAUGAAGGCUGUUCAAGAAAAGAAGAGCAAGAAUGCUCCUUUACCACUGGACCUGCCAGAGAAAACCCAAAAGAGGAUGACGUAUGCAGAUGAGCCAAAAAGAUUCCUAAAGAAACCUAGACCCAAAACUCCUCCUUCAUCAUCCAGUGACUCUGAAAGUCAGCUGGAAAUCAAAGAUUCGAUGAGGAAAGUAGACGAGCCGACAGGUUUCAUCAGGCUUUCUAGACCUAAACUUGCUCCUAUAUCAGUCACGAAACCUAGACCCAUAACUCCUCCAUCAGCCAGCACCAGUGAAAUAUCUAAAAAAGACUUUUACCCCACAGUUGGGAAGGCAAAGCCCGGACAAUUCCCAACUGUUAAGUCAUCAAAGAAAUACAAUCUUUGGUGA